UUUCAAAACAUUUUGUUUGCAGUUAACGUGAAAUGGGGAAAAGAGAAAUUUGAUGGUGUGGAGCUUAACACUGACGAACCUCCAAUGGUCUUCAAAGCCCAGUUGUUUGCACUGACUGGAGUUCAGCCAGCCAGGCAGAAGGUUAUGGUUAAAGGAGGAACUCUGAAGGAUGAUGACUGGGGGAACCUAAAAAUAAAGAAUGGGAUGACCUUAUUAAUGAUGGGUUCCGCAGAUGCGCUUCCAGAAGAGCCAAUUUCUCGACCCGUUUUUGUAGAAGACAUGACAGAGGAGCAGUUGGCUUCAGCUAUGGAAUUACCAUGUGGUUUGACAAACCUUGGCAACACUUGCUACAUGAAUGCUACGGUUCAGUGUAUCCGCUCAGUGCCAGAAGUGAAAGAGGCCCUUAAAAGGUAUGGUGGUGCCUUAAGAGCUUCAGGAGAAAUGGCCUCGGCUCAAUACAUUACGGCAGCUCUUAGAGACUUGUUUGAUUCCAUGGAUAAAACUUCCUCCAGUAUCCCACCUAUCAUUCUCCUGCAGUUUUUACAUAUGGCCUUCCCACAGUUUGCAGAGAAAGGCGAUCAAGGCCAGUACCUUCAACAGGAUGCCAACGAGUGCUGGGGACAUAUGAUGAGGGUACUACAGCAGAAGCUGGAAGGCAUAGAAGGUGAUACAGUUAUGGAGACAGACUCUGGAGCUACAGCUGCACCAUCUAAAAAGAAGAGUUUGAUUGAUCAGUUCUUCAGCAUUGAAUUUGAAACAGCCAUGAAAUGUACAGAAGCUGAAGAAGAGGAAGUAACUAAGGGAAAGGAGAAUCUGCUUCAGCUAAGCUGCUUUAUCAACCAAGAAGUGAAAUAUCUGUUUACAGGACUAAAAUUGCGUCUCCAAGAAGAAAUCACCAAACUCUCUCCAACACUGCAGAGGGAUGCACUCUAUAUCAAAUCUUCUAAAAUUAGUCGCUUGCCAGCAUACCUGACUAUUCAGAUGGUUAGAUUUUUUUACAAAGAGAAAGAAUCUGUGAAUGCCAAAGUUCUUAAG
Messenger RNA from Mesitornis unicolor (brown roatelo), 1035 nucleotides. RefSeq names its product ubiquitin carboxyl-terminal hydrolase 14. The transcript is spliced from 11 exons. The annotation marks the transcript as partial. Lineage: Eukaryota; Metazoa; Chordata; Aves; Mesitornithiformes; Mesitornithidae. The record is from RefSeq and is a predicted model, not a curated record. Gene Ontology annotation, molecular function: proteasome binding; cysteine-type deubiquitinase activity; protein binding. Gene Ontology annotation, biological process: regulation of proteasomal protein catabolic process; protein deubiquitination; proteasome-mediated ubiquitin-dependent protein catabolic process.